CUUUUUUCUGUUGGGAAGGAGAGAAAAAAGUGUAGAAAUUCAUAAAUAUUUCCUCUUUGGGGAAGUCUUACAGAAACCCAGAGCUGUGUGGAGUCUGAGCAGAGACAAACUUCCAGAGGUGGACGGGAAAAAAAGAAAGAAGUAAUUUCAGGAGAAUCAUGAGAUCAGAGCGACGGGAAAACACCUCAGCUGUUUGUCAACUCUGCCAUGGAUUCGUCCUCUGAGGGCCCAGCGAGGACGUAAAGCAGCGACGGACGGAGGAGGAGGAAGCAGUAGAAAGCUCGGCUGGAGGAGGAAAAGCCAGUAAGUGGGAGAAGCAGAGGCAGAGAGAAGGUGGGGGAGUGGAGGAGCGAGGAGCCCCGUUCUUCCAAAAAACAAGAAGAAGAAGGAGUGAUAAAGUCAUGGGGCUUUGUGCUGUUCUGAUCAUCUGCCUCUCCCAGGCUGAGCUGGCCAGAGUCUGGGCUCAGGAGCUCCAAGAUGCUCGGACUGUCCUGGAUGGAGACCAGUCCAGCUUCCACAGAACCAGGACAGAACAGCAGAUCCCACAGAAACACCGAGAAGCUCGUAAUGCUCAGACCGAAGGAGGAGGAGGAGGAGGAGGAGGAGGAGUGGAUAUCAGCACUCUGCCGGACAACAUGACUCGCAUCGUGGAGGACUCCCAGAGGUACUACAGAUGGCAGAGCUUCGGUCCAGCAGACGGAUGGACUGAGAACUUGUGGGUGGAUCUGAACAAUCUGCAUAAAAGCCAAGUCCGGAUCCACGGCAUCCUGUCCAACACUCACCGACAGGCCGCGAGGGUGGCGCUGUCCUUCGACUUCCCGUUUUAUGGACACUACCUGAGACAAAUCAUCGUAGCGACUGGAGGGUUCAUCUUCAUGGGUGAAAUCACUCAUCGAAUGCUGACUGCCACUCAGUACAUCGCUCCCCUCAUGGCCAACUUUGACCCCAGCUUCUCCAAGAACUCCACGGUGAGGUACUCGGACAACGGUAAUCUGUUUGUGGUUCAGUGGGACAAAGUGAGGCUAAAAGAUCGAGAGGCUGAAGGACCUUUUACCUUCCAGGCGGCUCUCCACAAAAACGGAACCAUAGUUUUCAACUACAGAGAAGUCCCUGUUCCAGUGGAGAAAAUUAAUUCCACCGAGCAUCCGGUGAAAGUGGGACUGUCUGACGCUUUCAUGGCUUCUCUCUCCUCCUCACAGCUCUCAGAUUCGAAGCAGCGUACCAUCUAUGAAUACCACCGCGUGGAGAUAGACACCACAAAGAUCGUCAACAGAUCUGCGUUUGAGUUCAUACCUUUACCCACUUGUCUUCAGCACACUUCCUGUGAUCUCUGCCUGACGUCCAACCUGACCACCGGCUGUGGAUGGUGCAACACUCUGCAGCGAUGUUCUGACGGCAUCGACCGGCACAGACAGGAGUGGCUGGACUAUAACUGCCCUGAAGAGGCUAAAGGCACGUGUGAGGACUACAACCCGGUUCUACCUGAAGGAUCCGUGAGCUCGUUCAACCACUCGUCUCCAGGUCCAACACCUUCUUCAGCCGUGUCUGAAGACCAGCCGGUCACUCGGGAUUUACAGACGGGUCCUCCGAACCAUAAAGGCAUCACGGAGAACACGGCCAUCAUAGCGGGGGUGGUGGCUGCUCUGAUUCUGCUGGUAGCUCUGACUUUACUGGCCGUUUACUACAUCAACACUCAUCCAACAGUAGCUCCACCGUUCUACCUCAUGCAGCGCCGCUCCAACAACUACUGGCCGUCUAUGAAGUUCCGUAACCAGGGCUGCCACUCCAGCUACGCCGAGGUGGAGCUGGGAGGUCACGAAAAGGAAGGAUUCAUCGAAGCUGAGCAGUGCUGCUGAGGACCAGAAGGAGAGGAGACGGAUGGACAUUUGUGACCUUUGUGGCUGGACAGUGUUCAUGUAGCUGCUCCUGUAGCUCUGCCAGCUUUGUCCUUUGCUGUUUGCCUUCACACGGGGGGAUUAGAAGGUGUCCAAAACCCACCGGUGCAGGGAGAUGUCAGGGAACGAACGAGCCUCCUACUGCAGACCAUGUACAGCUCAACUAUGUGUUUCUGUUUUAAUCCAUCUCACAGAGUUUUGUUUGUUUGUUUCAUGAAACUUCCACGCAGCAGCGACUGGUUGAUAAAAUGUUCUACUACACGGACUUCACUACGCAGAUAUCUAGCUCUAUAAUGAUAGCGAUUAUUCUGGAUGCGUUUUAGCCUUUCUGUUUAAAUGUCUUCUAAUAAAAGCUGGUGGUGAGUGUU
Molecule: messenger RNA, 2263 nt
Organism: Acanthochromis polyacanthus (spiny chromis)
Lineage: Eukaryota; Metazoa; Chordata; Actinopteri; Pomacentridae
Product: plexin domain-containing protein 1-like
Exons: 13
Coding region: 402-1856 (484 amino acids)
Source: RefSeq, a predicted model, not a curated record